AAUUUAAUGCUGGGGGUAACCCUGCAAUGGACUAGCAUCCCAUCCAGGAGGUAGAAACUCUCCUAGUCACUUCAUGAUACAGAAAUAGGAAGUAAAUGCCGUCCUGAUGGGCCACUUGCGUCGUAUGCAAACCACAGUGGAAUCCCACCUUACGGUCACCUGAUUAAUAUGGCCACCUAGUUGUUACGGCCAAUUAAUUUUGUCUGGGGGAAAUGCCCAUACAUUUUCUUAUAAGAAAACCCUGUUAAUGCAGACACCCUGUUUAUGCGGACUUUCCAUUAGUAUGGUCAAAGGCCCUAUUCUGAAAACCUAACCUGUAUAAUCCUUUAUAAUUCUACCCCAUUAAUAUGGCCACUCAAAGCAAAUACAUAUUCACAAUAUCUGUUGACCAAACAAAACAAAUAUUGAGAAACAAUACUGAGAAAUUCUCUUUUUUAUUCAAUGUGCCUGUAACAUAUCAUGUCAAUGACAUCUUCCAUGGUUAAUAUUGUAUGUAGUGAUUGAAGUUUCAUUGUUUCAAAAUGAUAUCUGCACUCUGGAUGCUUAUUCAGUUGGUUAGAAGUGCGAAUAGAUAAAUAUGUGUAUCUGUCAAGACAUCACUUAAAAUAGACCAGUCAUGAAAUUUGACUCUACCCUGUUAAUAUGGCUACCCCAUUAACACUGCCAAAAUUUCAUGGUCCAUUGCUGACUGUAUCAAUGGGGUUCCACUGUACCAUUUUUUUCUGUGGAACUUUAUGGCUGUUUUCUUUGGGGAUUUUGCACACGGUGUUUAAUGAUCUUUGUCGUGAUUCAUUGAGCAUAUUUUGUGAUGAGCAUGUAGACGGUUACGGUCCAAUCUAGGGAACAUUUAUAAUUUACUGUGGUACUGGGGUAGAAAAACCCUCAAGAGUUAGUAAUCACACCGUUUCAUGAUAAAAUGAAUGAGAACGGUUAAGAUUGGUAAGGUUACAAUGACAUGUGAAAGACAAACUGGAGACAUGUAGGAUAAAACGUGCUAUUCACAAUGUGGCUCCUUCAAAUGAUUACAAGGCAAGAGUUUUGUUUCUCAUCAGAACACAACUUAACUACCCUGUGAGCAGAGGUCCCUUCAAUCUCCCUAGAAAAGUCAGGAAGAGAAAGCUCUUCUUGACUUUUCUAGGAAGAUCGAAGGGAUCUCUGCUGGCAGGGUAAACACAACUAAGAAUAACAUUCUUUAUGAUACACAUAGUUUUUUUUUUAUUUUAAACUAUUUACAAAUACCAACACACCAAAAUACAACUCAGACUAUAUAGUUGUGAUACAAACUACUAAUGCCAAUGACAAUUCAAUCACUAGUGUUACUUACUAACUCUACUGUUAUACUUACACUACUUGGAAUGAGAAUACUAAAGUAACAUACAGGGACUUGAAGUGUUACAAUUCAAUUGAUCAUAUUGCUAUUUAUGCCUACGUGCACUAUUAUCAAUAAAAGGGAGGCUUAAUUCUGAACUUGAGAACCUAAGAAUUUCUCAUUUUUGUUGGUGAAUUUUUGAGCGUGUCUUUUCUCUUAGUAAUGAAAUAUUCAGAACUUUGUAGUGUUAAUAGCAUUCUAUCAUUGCAUUAUCAAUUGCAUUUUGCAAUUAGAGUUUUACCUCCAAUGGUGAAUUGAUAUAACAUUAACUGGACUUAAAAUAAUACUUAGACUAAAAAGACAGACACUCUCCAUCUAGUACAAGUGAUGUCAGUUUUUAAAUGAACAGACUGUAUGUGCAGUAAAGCUUAAUGCAGACACCUUGGAAAGGGGGUGCCAAUGUAUUUACAGUAAUACACCCGUCACCCAGCAGUAGAGACAUAGCCACGGAACCAUGGUGGAAGUUUUGAAUAAUCUUUGAUUUUUUAUCGUUUCAUUCUUUUUUCCAUUUUCUUCUUUGUUUCAUUUUUGAUGGAAAAGAUGUAUCAAACACUCAGGACAGUGUUGCAUAACAUUUCUCCUCAAAUUUUGUCCAAAGUACUUUGCUGGACAUUGUAUCUUCAACUUUCUUUCUUCUCUUGUGUUUGAUAUGUUUCAUAAAAACUGCAUUAAUCCUAGUUCUUCUGCAGGUUAUUGUACAAUAUGUGAAAAAGAUUUGUAUAUACGUGUAUGUUGUUUUACAAGAUUCAUAUUUUUAUUUCAAUCUUUUCAUCAAAUUGUAUUUACGGUGAUGAUGUUUAUAGUUUUGCUUCUCUUGGUUUUAAAUUGUUUUAUUGGAUGGAACUGUGUAUUGCAGGCUUCUUUUAGCACCAGGACUGGGUUGUUCAAAGCACGAUUGUGCUAAUCCAGGGUUAUUGUGAAUUUUGAUUUCAGUUCUGUAACCUUCUUAUGAAGUUUUUUGUGAAAUAUAUUUCAGUCUCUUAGUUUUGACUUAGAUUGUUCUCAAACUCCCCAAAUAAUUACCGGGAAAACGGGUUUUUACAGGAUUAAUUAAAACGUCAACCAUUUGUUAUUCCUGGGCCACUUUUAAUCGUCUUUCAAACAGCCCAGUCAUGAUGACUAGUGAAUAUUUUACCUUUUCAAAACGUGAUUAACUAAGGAGAUUACUGAGCUACAUGCAAGCACUCUGAUUUUAGAAUGGCAGGAAUGUUCAUUGUAAUUCAAAAACAAAUAUUUUUGAGAUAGUGGCAGAAUUUGUUUAUUUUGUAUUUUUUCAUUACUUAAAAAAGGUAACCCUGGUGAAAACUACCUUUAAGAUGGCUAUGCCAGACACUGCUCACUUGUAUAGUACUUGCCUUAUAGAAACAGAACAUCCUAUUAAAAGAUUAAGAAAAACGUGGAUUGUUACUUCCCAGGUGCUACAAUGAGCAUUCCAGUCAGGUUGAGUUAGGUCAGGUGCUACCUUUACUUCGACCUUUUCAAUUAAAGGGUGUGUGUAUGUAUGUUCGUGCAAAACGGAAGAUAUUUACUUAGCUAGGUCUUGUUCGGUUUGAUCUAACAUAGGCUAUAUUGUUGUCCCCACAAGUAACAAUUGUGUGAAUUUGGUUAGAUUUUAUAUCAUGUCAAAUUUCUACGAGGAAUGCUCUGAGGCAACAUAAACUGGGUUAAUUUGAAUUUAAAAGGGUUUUUUUUUUACUAGUUAUUAAAAUUAAGUAGUCUAGGUCUUCUUUUUUCACGUCCCAUAUGUUUUGGUGUAUCAUACUUGGUGCAAUCCGUAGUAUUUUCCUAGAAUUUGAAGAUUUUCCUAGCCAAGUUGUAUGAUAUUAAAAUCGUUUGCCGAUGUUAUUACUCUCUCAAUGUUACAAGUGCGCAACACAAGUUUAAAACAAGCCAUAUAUAUAAUUGUUAUAAGUAUUAAUAUUGUAGACAAUAUUUUUAGCGAUUUAUACGUGUAACAAACUUUAAAUUAGAUUGUUAGAAUUUUGGUAAAAUAUCUCCCAAUCAGUAGAGAAGCGCAGAUAUCAGACGUAGCUGUAUUUACUUCUUAACGAUGUAUAUAUCCCUUAUCAUGGCCUGCUAGGAAUGUACAGGAAAGCUGUAAUAUUUGCGCUUUUGAAUAAACGAAUUUCAUUUUUUUAUCUUUUGGGUUGUUAAUUCAAUAAUUGACUACGUUCCAAGUCGAGUUGACAGCGGGAGUUCCUUCCAGUUGCAAGCAGUUAACUUUGGGAAUAGCGAUUGUUUUUGACAUUUGCUCCGAAAAGGGGAGAAUAUUUGUGGUUUGAUGCCUUUAGAAACUGAUGUGCGAGUUUAAAUGACAACUAUCUAUGUCCAUGUUUUUGCAGUUAAAUCAAGGACCUUUCUGAAAGUACUAACGAGAUCUCAUUCUGUUUGAGGCUUGACCGUUGGGGAUCUGGGUUCCAGAUAAAGAACCAGCAACGAUUGUGUUGUCACGCAAUCUUCUCCUUAAGGAGGAGUGCUGCAUGCGUGAUGAUCAAAUAAUGGGAAAUCACAGUGAGUUAAAACUUGGUUCUAAAGCAGGGGAGCGGUGUGGGAAACUGCUAGAGAGAACAUUUUUAGACAUGCCUUAUCGAGGAGUGCGGCGUGGGAAAGCAACAGAGCUCACAGGCGUAAUGAUUCUCUCCUCGCACCAAUCUCUUCUCUUUCGCAUGGAAGAGGCUAGACGGGAGCUGGGUAGUUUGCAUAUUUACUCGUCGUGUUUAACCUCGACUUUUAUAGUUAACUGAGCACGCUUUCGUUUUUCCCAAAGCGCUUCACGCUAACUUCUGAGUUGUACAUUGGAUGUUACUUGUAAAUGACGCAGUUGAGGAAACGCAGUGAUAUUUAGAUGGUCACAUCCCCGCCCUCUGCCGCCUUUUCCUCGUACCAAGGCCCCUCCAUAGCCCCUUCUUGUCGAUGUACAUGUUCUUUUAAAGGACCACGUGGCCCGCUUUUGUCUAUUUUAAUAUACCCGUUUAGUGUCACUGGUAUUACAGGAUUUACACUCCCCACACCCCUUUUUUCGAUCUACGCGUGAUAACAUGGUCGUUUAAUAUACAUGUUAAUUCUUCAUGUCAAGAUGUGCUCUAUCAUCAGAUCAUUUAACUUGCUUACAUUUCACGUGAACUAUCUAGUCUAUCUACGGAUUUUUUACAUCAAAGGAAGCAAGUUCUCGGCACAGUCAGUUCUCAGAGAGUUACACUACAUUUUCUAUUAUCAACCUCGUUCCCAGGGUCCUCUCUCUUCCUUCCUCUACUUUCUCGAGGAAGGAAGAGAGAGGACCCUGGGAACGAGGUUGUUCUAUUAUAUAACGAGGGGUCUUAUAUGUCAUAUUACCAAUAUUAUAUUACCCCGUCCGAUCUUUUGCCGCUGAACCAAACGUUUGAUUGUUCAACAUUCCUCUGAGCUCGAGAUUGGUGCGAUCUACAGUAUAGUGCGGUCGACAUAAGAUUUGUGCAACUUUUGAGCUAAGAUUUCAGGAGCAAUAACCGUCUGAAAAAGACCCGAUGUACCCAAAACGCUGGAUAAACAGGUCAUCUUCUGUUGGUUGCCAACGGCUUAGAAUCUUAUGCAAACAUCUAAGGAUGUCAUCUACCAGUGCAGAAAUGGAUACAGAGGUAUUACUUGAAAUAAAAAACAAAGUCGGCAUGAUCACACUGAAUCGUCCAAAGGCACUGAAUGCUCUGAAUCUGAAUAUGAUCAGGCAAAUCUAUCCAGUAUUAAAGAAAUGGGACGUGGAUCCAGCGGUGGGUUUAGUUGUGAUCAAGGGAGCUGGGGACCGUGCUUUUUGUGCAGGCGGUGAUGUGCGAGCAGUUGCAGAUGCUGGAAAAAAGGGUGAUGAGCUUACCAAAAUAUUCUUCAAAGAGGAAUACAUGUUAAAUUAUGCCAUAGGUAAGUUACAUUUUAAUGUGAUUCAUGUACUUUUAGGUGAAAGGUUAAAAGGUUAUGAUGUUAAACAUGCUGGAGUGGCCACUCAUUUUGUCACCAGUGAAAAGCUCUCAGACCUGGAGUCAUCAUUACUUAACCUUAGUGAUCCACAACUGAAUGAUGUACAAAACGUGUUAGAUGAUUAUGAUAAAAAGUGUUCUGAGGGACAAAAAGAAUUUGUACUAGAAAAAUUUACACACAAAAUAGAUAGCUGCUUUGAUAAACCAACUUUAGAAGAGAUUUUACAGGCAUUGAAGGAAGAUGGAUCAGACUGGGCAUUGAAACAAAUCGAGGUCUUAAAUAAAAUGUCUCCAAUAUCUUUGAAGAUAACAUUAAGGCAGCUGCAAGAAGGAGCAAACUUGAGCCUAGGAGAGUGUUUAAAGAUGGAAUACAGAUUAACCCAGAGGUGUAUGGCGGAUAAUGAUUUUUAUGAAGGGAUAAGAGCUGUUUUAGUGGACAAAGAUAACAGUCCCAAGUGGCAGCCAAGUACUCUAGAUGCAGUGUCGAAAGGAAAAGUGGAUAGCUAUUUUGAAACUUUAGGAGACCGAGAACUUGUUCUUUAACUUUACUUACUUUCCUUAAAUUAACAGUGAUGGACAAUCAAUGUUGGAAUCAUCUCAAGAAAGUGUCAAUAAUGAGCAAUAAUAAGACAAAGAAAGGAAAAUCCACAGUAAGAACUUUCUUGUUGACAGAGUCGUUAUUGAGAAGUACCAAAAUUCAAAAGAAGAUGAAAACUAUCAAGUGUUUUAUAUGGAUGGGUUAUUAGGGUACAGGGUGGCAGUUUUUAGCACAUGAAAUAAAUCAGAUAAAAACCUAUGUUUGCCAAUCUCUUUUUCACUUUUUAAAGGGAACGCUUUUAAAGUGAAGAAAGAAUAAAAUGAGGUCGGAGAACUAAUGGGUCCAAAUCCCUUUGAAUAUCCGUUUACUUUGUGUGAAAAUUUUAAAUGUAUAAAAAGAUGCAACAUUUUGUUAACUUCUUACGAAUUGAGCCUGAAAGACCGAGUGAAUUGAUACCAAAGUGAAAGACAUAUAUGAGAACAUUUCACUUUAUUUUCAUCCAGUAUCAUGAAUUGUCUCUACAGUGUGCCAACCACAGACAAAUACUUGUUAAACACAUUCCUAAUUGCCGCUUGUGACAUGUAACAAAUUCAGACUGAGCUCUAGUCCUAUGCCUACAGCUGUAUCAAGUGCAUAAAAAACAAGGGUCAAGGGUUAGCAGUAAAAGACCAGUUAAAAGUGAACAAUGUUAUCUACUUUUAAUCAAGUAUAAAUGAAAACAACUUUGCUUCCUGUUUGUCUUGA
Molecule: messenger RNA, 6595 nt
Organism: Orbicella faveolata
Lineage: Eukaryota; Metazoa; Cnidaria; Anthozoa; Scleractinia; Merulinidae
Product: 3-hydroxyisobutyryl-CoA hydrolase, mitochondrial-like
Biological process (GO): L-valine catabolic process
Cellular component (GO): mitochondrion
Molecular function (GO): 3-hydroxyisobutyryl-CoA hydrolase activity
Source: RefSeq, a predicted model, not a curated record